AAGACCCCCAUCGCGAUGGACGCGCGGCUCUACGCGUACCUCCUGAAGCACACGCGCGAGCCGGAGGUCCUCCGCGCGCUGCGCGUGGAGACCGCCGCGCUGCGCGGGUCGCAGAUGCAGGUGCCCCCGGAGCAAGGAGCGCUGCUCUUUACGCUGUGCGCGAUGCUCCGCGCGACGCACGUCGUCGAGAUCGGCACGUUCACCGGAUACUCGUCAGUCGCGAUGGCGUUGGCGCUGCCGCACGACGGGACGCUGACGGCGUGCGACGUCUCCGAGCCGUCGUUCGAGGUGGCGCGCGCGUACUGGGAGAGAGCUGGCGUGCGGGGGAAGAUCGUGGAGCGGCUCGGGGACGCGCAGGCGACGCUCGACGCGAUGCUCGCGGGCGACGACGACGACGACGGCGACGACGACGGCGACGGCGCGGGGGGCGAAAAGAUUAAUCAUCGCGGGCGAUACGACUUCGCGUUCGUGGACGCGGACAAGCGCGGGUACUGGGCGUACUACGAGAAGCUUCUCGAGCUCGUGCGCCCGGGGGGCGUGAUCGCGAUCGAUAACGUGCUGUGGUACGGCAAGGUGGCGGACCCGGAGGUGAACGAUAAGCAGACGAUUGCGAUUCGAGAGUUUAACGAAAAAGUGGCGAGGGACGAGAGGAUAAGCGCGCACGUCACCGUGCCCAUCGGCGACGGCCUGACGUUGUGCGUCGUGAGGUGA
Micromonas pusilla CCMP1545 is the source of this 711-nucleotide messenger RNA. RefSeq lists its product as uncharacterized. The record is from RefSeq and is a predicted model, not a curated record. The transcript has 2 exons. Gene Ontology annotation, molecular function: O-methyltransferase activity; S-adenosylmethionine-dependent methyltransferase activity. Lineage: Eukaryota; Viridiplantae; Chlorophyta; Mamiellophyceae; Mamiellales; Mamiellaceae. The annotation marks the transcript as partial.